AUUCCGGAAGUGAGGAAGAUUUGUGUGGAAGGCAGAGGAGAACGGCAGAUCUGAGGACUAUCUUGCAAAGUGAGGAAGUUGCAAAGAAUGAAGAAGGAGCAGGUGCUGAAAUGUCAGUUCUCUUCCUGGUAUCCUUACUUCAAGAGCCAGACUAUCCGAAGUAUCAUCAUUCCACUGCCACAGAAUGUAAAAGACUAUUUGCUCGAUGAUGGAACUUUGGUAGUUUCAGGCAGGGAAGAUCCUCCCACGUGUUUCCAAGGAGACAACAAUGAAGAUGAGACUGAGGAAAUCCAGUGGUCUGAUGAUGAGAACACUACAACACUUACGGCACCAGAAUUCCCUGAGUUCGCACUUAAAGUUGAAGAAGCCAUCAGUUCACUAGGUGGCAGCGUUUUUCCUAAACUCAACUGGAGUGCUCCAAGGGAUGCCUACUGGAUAGCAAUGAAUAGCUCACUGAAAUGUAAAUGCCUAAGUGACAUCUUCCUACUUUUCAAGAGUUCAGACUUCAUUACUCGAGAUUUUACUCAACCCUUUAUCCAUUGUGAUGAUGAUUCUCCUGACCCCAGUUUUGAAUAUGAGCUUGUACUCCGAAAAUGGUGUGAAUUGAUUCCUGGGGCAGAAUUCAGAUGUUUUGUGAAGGAAAAUAAACUUAUAGGUAUUUCACAGCGGGACUACACCCAAUACUAUGAAUACAUCUCUAAACAGAAAGAAGAAAUCUGCAGAUGUGUUCAGGAGUUCUUCAAGAAACAUAUACAGUAUACAUUUUUUGAUGAGGAUUUUGUGUUUGAUGUCUACAGAGACAGUGUGGGCAGGGUAUGGUUAAUUGAUUUUAAUCCAUUUGGUGAAGUAACAGAUUCCCUACUGUUCACGUGGGAGGAGCUCAUGUCUGGAAACAGUUUGAAAGAUGGCCAGGAUGAAGGUGCAGCCAUGGAACUGGACUAUCCAUCAUUCCGUUGUACCAACAGCAAUCUCACUGUUCAGCCUAGUCCCUAUCUCAGUUACAGACUACCCAAAGAUUUUGUAGACCUUUCCACUGGAGAAGAUGUUUACAAAUUAAUUGACUUGCUCAAACUGAAAAGAAAUCAGCAAGAUGAUGAAGAAUCAUAAAGUCAGCCUCCAACUGAAGCAUACAAUGAGGAGGCUAUAGCAUUGUGGGGGAAGAUAACAUUAUAACUACACUAGCAUUGAGAACAUUUUAAAAGAAGUAACUUCACAGAACUGAAAUGCUUCUAGUCUUGUGUGGGCAUUUUACUGAAUAAAUAUGUUUUGAGCUGA
Messenger RNA from Anolis sagrei ordinatus, 1275 nucleotides. RefSeq names its product cell division cycle 123 (gene CDC123). Gene Ontology annotation, cellular component: cytoplasm. NCBI's taxonomy places the organism in Eukaryota, Metazoa, Chordata, Lepidosauria, Squamata, Anolidae. The record is from RefSeq and is a predicted model, not a curated record.